CCAUGCAGAUAAGAAGCAAGAUAGACCACUCCCUUCUUGAUCACUAAAACACAUAUAUAAUUCAUUUCCCACUUUGUCCCUCCGACAUACCUUGUUCCUAAAUCCAAACAAAGCCAGCCACCAUGGCAACCACCGCAACCGCCGCCACCAUGUCACAUUUUUUCGGCACAAGUCUCUGCAAACCAACCUCAAACAUGGGAAGAGUUCGUGCUUUCUUCAACAUAGGUACCAAGUUAAAGCCAGCACCUAAGAAAAAGGAAGUGAAAAAAGUGAGAAAACAGGAAAGUGAUGGGCUAGUGUGGUUUCCUGGUGCUCAGCCACCGGAAUGGCUCGAUGGGACGAUGAUCGGUGACCGUGGUUUUGAUCCAUUGGGAUUAGCCAAACCUGUUGAGUAUCUGCAGUUUGAUCUUGACUCACUUGACCAGAACUUGGCUAAGAACCUUGCAGGUGAUAUUAUUGGGACUAGGGUUGAGAGUACAGAUGUUAACCCUACACCGUUUCAGCCUUACACGGAGGUUUUUGGGAUUCAGAGGUUUCGUGAGUGUGAGGUUAUUCAUGGAAGAUGGGCUAUGCUUGGUGCUCUUGGUGCUUUGGCUGUUGAAGCUUUCACUGGUGUCGCAUGGCAAGAUGCUGGAAAGGUAGAGCUGGUGGAAGGAUCAUCCUACUUUGGAUUUUCUCUUCCAUUCUCAAUUAGCACAUUGAUAUGGAUUGAAGUAUUAGUAAUUGGCUACAUUGAGUUUCAAAGGAAUGCAGAGCUUGACCCAGAGAAAAGGUUAUACCCAGGUGGAAAGUUCUUUGAUCCUCUUGGUUUGGCCAGUGAUCCUGAAGAGAAAGAAAGACUUCAAUUGGCAGAGAUUAAGCAUUCUCGUUUGGCCAUGGUGGUUUUCCUCAUCUUUGCAAUUCAAGCUGCUGUUACAGGAAAAGGACCUAUUGGUUUCAUUGCUACCUUCAACCAGUGACAUAACAUGUGAAGCCCUUUUAUCUCAAUCUUCAAUACUAUGUGUCACUAAUUACUCCAUCUUUAAAUUUAGUUAAUUUAUUUUUCUUCUGCAGAAGUUAAAAACUGCUAUGUAUACCAUUUAUGUAUGUUUGUACUCUGUUGCAUGCUUCUAUGUAAUGCUGCUUAUAGCAACAACUUACGGUAUAUAUGUUUUUCUGUUCUACAAA
Messenger RNA from Medicago truncatula (barrel medic), 1167 nucleotides. Its product is annotated as chlorophyll a-b binding protein CP29.3, chloroplastic. Gene Ontology annotation, cellular component: membrane. Bases 123 to 959 code for a protein of 278 amino acids. Gene Ontology annotation, biological process: photosynthesis, light harvesting. The record is from RefSeq and is a predicted model, not a curated record. The transcript is spliced from 2 exons. NCBI's taxonomy places the organism in Eukaryota, Viridiplantae, Streptophyta, Magnoliopsida, Fabales, Fabaceae.